Panicum hallii is the source of this 3051-nucleotide messenger RNA. RefSeq lists its product as uncharacterized. The transcript is spliced from 14 exons. Gene Ontology annotation, cellular component: nucleus. Lineage: Eukaryota; Viridiplantae; Streptophyta; Magnoliopsida; Poales; Poaceae. Bases 20 to 2608 code for a protein of 862 amino acids. Gene Ontology annotation, biological process: rRNA processing. The record is from RefSeq and is a predicted model, not a curated record.
GCGAAGCCGCACGAAUAGAAUGUCAAAAAUCCAAAAUUCUCCCAACACGUCCAGUUCCCUCCUCGCCUCCCCGAUGGCGUCCGCCGCCGCGUACGUGGGCGCGGGAGUAGGGGUAGCCCUCACGGGGAUGCACGACCUGCGCCUGCGCCCGCGCCUCCUCCGUGCGCUGCUGGACGACUGCCUCCCACUCCCGGUCCCGGGCCGGGGCCCGCCGCGGCGCCCCGCCGACCUGGCCUACGCGGCCGACGCCAUCCGCGCGCACGACCUCCUCGCCGAGCACAGCGCGGGCCCCGCGGACCCGGGGGUCCUUGAGGAGUGGGGCGCCGCCGUCGACGCGUGGGUCGACCGCGUCCUCGAGCUCAUCGACAGCGGCAAGGAAUACAGUUGUUGGGGUGGCACUUCUUUUCUUGGUUUGACAAUCCAAGAGUGCUGUGACAGGCGCUUUGUAAAAUCAUACUCAGACUGGUUUGAGAAGGUUUUAAAAAAUAUGAAGGAACCAUCUUGCAACAAAAUGGUAAACAUGUUCACAUGUACUACUAUGUCUGAUUUAUUUCUCAGAUUGGCUACUUUCCCAAAUUUAAAGGAUGAGGCAAUUUCUUCUGCCCAGAAAGUUGUGAAUCCAUUGCUUCGGCUGUUGGAUGAGGAUGAUCCUGUUGCAGAGAAAGCAGUUGAUUUACUGGGUUUACUUAUUAAACUAUUCCCCUCAUCUGUAUAUCGGCACUUCAAUAAAAUGAAGCGGACGUGUGAUUUGAAGCUAGGACAUGGAGCUCGAUACCAUAUUGAGUCUUCCAUUACAACAAAGAUUGUGAGUGGUCAAUGCCAUCUUCAACACUUAAAGAAACUUGCCAGCACUUUAGCACUGUUACCUAGUGUCAGAGUUUCUCAGAAUACUACAUCGCUGAUAAUUCAAAAGUUAUUGAUUGUGGUAAACAAUAUGUUGAAUGAGACUUUUGUUGGACUGGAAGAAGAACAUACUGAUCAUGAGCUAAAGAUGCUGCUAACUCCACCUGGAAGUAAAUUAGUACCUCCAUUGGGAGGACAGACAACCUGUGGAGAUAAACACAUUUAUUCAACAAAGAAAUUUCAUUCAUAUGCAGCAACUACAAUUUCGGCUCUUGUACAUUGCUGCUCUGUGAUGCUAACUAGUUCUUAUCCAGUUCAGGUGAUCAAUAUUCCAGUUCGCGCGUUGGUAACUUUAACACGAAAAGUUUUGUUGAUUGAUGGAUCUUUCCUGUUGCAAUCAAAUACUACCUUGUGUCAAGAGCUUAUUUGUUCUGAAAUUCCAACAUUACAUUCAACAUUUUUGGAUUUGCUUGCUUCCACUAUUAAAGGAAUGCGCAGCUCACUCACACCAUAUGCUGGUAUUAUCGUAAUGCUCAUAGCUGAGUACUUCAAAAAAGCAAAACUGCCGCCAUUAAGAAGAAAACUCUACACCGUUGUGCGGUUAUUGCUGAGUUCCAUGGGUGUUGGUAUGGCUGUGCAAUUAUUUCAGGUGGUAGUAAGCAAUAUUUUUGCUGAUCUGGAUGAUAAUGCUGGAAAUAGCUUAUUCUCAUUAAGAACAUAUCCAAUAGAAGCAAAAAUUUGGUCAUCAUCAAAUAGUUGCUAUAAUAGGAGGCAGACGCAGCAACAGCAAAGCUCAAAUGCUGUGAGUCCUAAACCUACAUAUAAUAGACAAACGUUGACUCCAGUAUGUGUCAAAAUUGCUGCACUGAGAACGCUGGAAUUGAUUCUGAAUUUGGGGGGUUUAUUUAGGGGCUCUUGGAGAUCGGAAAUGGACCAGCUUCUUAUUGAUGUGGCUACAAAAGCCUGUUACAAAGCAGUGAUUUAUGAACAAAGUUCACCCUGGAUUGAAGAUCCAAGUAUAUCAGACUUCCAGUUAGCUUCAUUUAGAGCACUUUUGGCAUCUUUUCUUUCCAAUCAUCAUGAACGCCCUCUUUAUUUUGAAGGACUUGAACUCUUCAGUAGAGGGAAGCUGGAGACUGGCACUGAGCUGGCAAAAUUUUGUUCACAUGCUUUGCUAGCUUUGGAUGUCCGUGUACACCCUCGACAACUCCAUCCACAGUAUAUUUCAAAAGGAGUGGCUCGUGAUGACCUUGGAUUCGCAUCACAACCUUCAUGUUCUGUACACAAGCGUCAAGCCACCAAUGAUUUGGAAGAUGAAUGCAUAUACCAUCAAGUAUCUAUUGCUAUACAGCCAGUAGAUCCUUUGACGAAAGGCAGUGCUGUAGAGAAUUGUACACCGGUUGAGUUGUCCGGAGAUCUUUCAUUGCAAAAUGAUGCUCAGCAGCCACAUGCAUGCACUGUAAAACAUCCUCCUGAAAUCACUGAAUAUUUUCUUACCGAGGAAGUGCAAGCUGUUAAAAUGACAGAUGGAUCAUAUGGUAAUCCUUCUGAUUUUGACGCAUUGAGUAAUUCCAUUCCACCUGACUCUUUCAGCAUUGCUCCACCAGAUUCUCAUUACCUUUGGAAUGAAACUUCAACCAGGAAGUGUGGAUAUCAAGGUGGGAUUCUAUCAGGUGAUGCUUCAAGCAGGCAGAAUGUGCCAAAACAAACCUCAGGAACCUUCGCUUACAGUGACUCUGGGUGGUUCCGAAUGGGACUCUCUUGACCCAUUGCUGGAUAUCGGUGAUGCUAAUGCUGAUCCUAAAUUUUUUCCCCGACAUGGUUGAUGUUGACCCUAGUUCUGAUUAGAAGGUCGGUGUGUGUAAAGCUUUUGCUGGUGGUUUGAGUUACAUGAGGAAAUUUCCAUGGAUUUGGAAUACAAUAAUGGGGUGUGUCUUCGCAUUUGGAAUUCAUAAAGUUUCAUCUAUGAUUGUGUUGCACAAAUUUGAUGAGAAGAAAUACAAAAGAAAAAAAUGACAAGAAGACCGUUGGUAUUCUGCGUGAACAUGGGAUUCACGGACGUCAGUGCCCAGCAACUUUGUAUUAGUGAGCAGGAUGACGAAUGCUCAUUCAUCAGGACAAACUGCUCUGCCUUCCUUGUAUUUUGUCAUAAUUUAUUUGCAUAGAGUCUUCAGUGAAAAUAAGGAAUGGUUCCAUAAUUGGAUAUCA